CCAUUAGUGAGUAGUGACGCGGCGCCUUCUGGUUCGAGUGAGCUGCCUUGACCGAGAGGAGGCAAGGAGCCACAGCAGCCAUGGCUCCCGCCGCUUCCACCUCGCCGCUCUCCCGCCUCCUGCUCAGCCUCCCGAAGCCCAACACCCGGCCGCCCCUCUGCGCCCAGGCGCCGAGCGCGGACUCCGGCGCGGGAGCCAGCACCAAGAACGUCGUCCUCCGCCGGCGCGAGGCCGCGGCAGCCGUCCUGUCCGCCGCUCUCCUCUCACGCGUCCUCCCCGCAGCGGCCGCCGCAGAUGAGUGCGCGCUCGAGGCGACACCGUCCGGCCUCGCCUUCUGCGACCGCGUCGUCGGCACCGGCGCCGAGGCCGUCAAAGGCCAGCUCAUCAAGGCGCACUACCGGGGGAUGCUGGAGGACGGCACGGUGUUCGACAGCAGCUACGGCCGCGGGAGGCCGCUGACCAUCAUGGUGGGCGUGGGGGAGGUGAUCAAGGGGUGGGACCUGUGCCUCGCCGGCGGCGAAGGGAUCCCGCCGAUGAGAGUCGGUGGGAAGCGGAGCCUGAGGCUGCCGCCGGAGCUGGCCUACGGGGAGAAGGGGGCCGGGUGCAGGGGGUGGGAGCCCACCUCCUGCGUCAUCCCGCCCAACUCCACGCUCCUCUUCGACGUCGAGUACGUCGGCAGGGCAUCCUCCUGAGUCAUGAUCGACCUAUGCAUCUAUGUAUCCAUGAUCAGGCCUUGCAUAUGCCAUCAGUUCGUCGUAGAGGAUUCAUCGAUCGAUCGACAUUAUAUGUGGAGCGAGCAAAGACCGUGAAUCCUGAGAUCAAUAUAAACAACUACUCCUACUAGUUUAUUUCUAUGAAUCACUAGUACGUGUAUGUAUAUACGAAACACUUUACCAGGUUUUCGCCACGUAGUGCACAAGCCGAUUGCGAGUGUGCGCAGUGGGUUUUCUGGUAAUACUGGAAGUUGCUUUUUCCCUUUCC
This is a messenger RNA of Aegilops tauschii subsp. strangulata, 981 nucleotides long. RefSeq names its product peptidyl-prolyl cis-trans isomerase FKBP13, chloroplastic. The record is from RefSeq and is a predicted model, not a curated record. Gene Ontology annotation, molecular function: peptidyl-prolyl cis-trans isomerase activity. Lineage: Eukaryota; Viridiplantae; Streptophyta; Magnoliopsida; Poales; Poaceae. Gene Ontology annotation, cellular component: chloroplast.